UGGAACGCUAUCAGCCUAACCGAUUGGGGUACCUGUGUUACUGCGCCCGCGAGUUCCUUGAUGCUGCUGGCUGCUGGCUAUAACAACAGAGUCUUAUCCCAAAAUCCAAACAAGACUCAAAUUCCGUCACUAUUAUCAAAUCUUUACAACAACAAUGUUGUUUACACAAAAAUAGUUGAAGGGGAAAAAGAUACGAUCAAAAUGGAUGAAGGAGAGAGCGAUGAGAAGCUUUCAAAGGCUAAAUCGAAAGCUCAUUGUGACACAUUCGAAAAGGCGUCGGUGGAGCAAUGCAAAACUACUCAGAAAAUACCCAUCUCCAGUCUGACAAAGAGAGAAAAAUUAUGUCCGUUUCCAAAGAAGAAGAAAAUACGAAGUUCUAAGCCAACAUCCUACGUCCCUAGUGUAGAUACGUCGCGUUCGAAAUCCUCAAGCGACGUCGUUAACAUGGCUAUUCGAAAACUCCGAUGGAAAGAGUUUCCAUUAGGAAGAAGAAGUGGCUGUGAUAUUUACUGGUUCGGAGGAGCAUUUGAAAUCCCUGAUAACCUUCCUGAAAAGGGGUUGCUGAAUAAAUAUUCAGGGAUGUCUGAUGCUACACAUAAGGUAGAGCUGACAAAGCAACUCAACAGAAUGAAAAAGCUUUUUCCUCAAGAAUAUUCAUUUUAUCCCAAAACAUGGAUUCUCCCCAAUGAAUACCCAGAACUCAUUGCAUGUGUGUCUAAGAACCCCAAUAGUGUUUAUAUAGUAAAGCCAGACAUUGGAUCACAAGGUGAUGGGAUCUUUCUCUUGAACAAUCCUUAUGAUGUUCACUUCAGUCCUUUACUUGCCAAACCAUGUAUUGUGCAAAGAUAUGUUGAAAGUCCACUCUUGCUUGAGAAAUUUAAGUUUGACUUAAGAAUCUAUGUGAUUUUAAAGAGCAUUGAACCUUUGGAGAUUUAUAUCUGCCGUGAAGGGAUGGCAAGGUUUUGUACAGAGCCCUACAGUCACCCUACAACAAAGAACUUACAUAAGAGUUAUAUGCAUUUGACUAACUACUCGUUGAAUAAAUUCAGCUCUACCUAUGUCCAGAGCGAGGAGCAUGACAAAGGCAGUAAAAGGAAGCUAAGUUGUGUCUUCAAACAGUUAGAAAAGAAUGGAGAAGAUAUCGUUAAGCUGUGGUCAGACAUAGAUGACAUAAUCUGCAGAACAAUUAUUGCUUUUGUGCCCAAUCUGAAGAUCGAUGAAGAUGCUGCAGUGUUAGAUAAAGAAUUGAAAGUCAAAUUGAAGUGUUUUCAAAUACUUGGCUUUGAUAUUCUUUUAGACAGCGAUCUAAAGCCAGUUCUAUUGGAAGUAAACUCUAGUCCAUCGCUUCGCAUUGAUCAUGAAGAAGAGACAGUUACUGGAAAAGUCGAGUAUUUUGUAAGUGUUACUGAUGUUGAGAUUAAACUUCCAGUGAUUACAGAUACGAUGAGGUUGGCCUAUCACUACAGACGGAGAGGUGAUGGGGAUUCAAUUUCUAGUCCAGAGGAGUAUGGAUGUUUGGAACAACUUUACCCUAAACGUGCAUCUCACUUUAACUACCUCAGAAUCCUUGAGCGCUGCCUGGGUCUAUACAAGCGGUUUGUUGGAGUGCGCUCAGUACGCAAGAUGGGACCGACAUCAUUUCGUAUGAUGGCAAGGAGAUGCUGUCUUACAGAGUUCAAUUGCACUUUAGCAGCAAUGGACAUUCUUUUUAUCAACAUCAGUAGGAGAUUCUCAGCUUGCGACAAUGGCAGGGCAGCGCUGGAUUUCAACGCUUUUGUAGAGAUGUUGUUAACAAUAAGCCAACGAGGUCUUUCGAUUCAAGGAAGACAACCUAUCGACAACCUUCGAUAUAUCUUAAGACAUUGUGAGAUAAACUUAGAAAAACCGAAAUGUCGAAAACAGCAUCUUGAUAAGCUACCGGUGUCGCCUCUUGUGAGACGUCCAAUGAAGAGUACCUUCAGUCUUCCUACUUCACCAGCCGUUUAGAGAAAAAAGUGGUUCAGUCUUGGAAUAUUUCUAUGAUUUCUCGCGUUAGUCCGCAAUUAAUUUGUUCGCAGUCACGGUUACCUUGCAAGAUGGCUCCGGAGCUUUGGAGAAGUCUAUUGUACGUACUAUGCAAGGUCUCGAUGCCGAUUUAGCGUGUUUUGAAUAAAGUAGUCCCGUCUCGCAAUUCUUUAUUACCMUUUCUCUGAUGUGUUUCUAAUGUGCUCUCCGCUCUUAUGGGUGUUCUUUACGUGACAUGACAGCGGCAGCUGCGGAAGUGCAUGCAGCUCGAUGAAACAUUUUGUUKUUGAAUGUAAAAAACAAUAGGGCGGUAUAUUAAUCUACUUUUUUGGGGGACUAUUUUCGUGCCUUACUUCAAACUACUUUGGAAAAUCAAGCUUUGGUGAAAAUAUAAAUGAUAAAGCUUAUCACAACCGCCAAUAGACCAAAGUACUUACAAUAAUUGUUUCUUCUCUUUUAGCAUUAAUGUAAACAACUCAGUUUUUUCUUUUAAAUGUAGGGGAAAUACUGCAUUGACUUCGCAACCGGUUUUUUCAUCGAUGAGUAUUGAAUGGAUGUGCAGCUUUGUAAAUUUACCUCGCUUCACCACACAACUUUCACUUGAAAAUUGACCCACUUCAUUACGACGUCACAUCAAAACAUUCUAUUGUUUUAACGCUAAGGAUUUUGGUCGUCAGAAAGGAUCAGAGUGACGGCACAUAGGAUUCAUUGAAGUUCUACUUUAGGAGACCAUACAAAUGGGUUCAAAUUUCCAAUGAUUUUUAGCAUCGUUUUCCACUAGGGCAAUUAUGAUAUACAGAAUAAAUAUUUUUUAAUCUCCA
Messenger RNA from Exaiptasia diaphana, 2825 nucleotides. RefSeq names its product tubulin polyglutamylase TTLL11. Gene Ontology annotation, biological process: microtubule cytoskeleton organization; protein polyglutamylation. Gene Ontology annotation, cellular component: cilium. The transcript has 5 exons. Gene Ontology annotation, molecular function: tubulin-glutamic acid ligase activity; tubulin binding. Lineage: Eukaryota; Metazoa; Cnidaria; Anthozoa; Actiniaria; Aiptasiidae. The coding region runs from base 61 to 1986 and encodes 641 amino acids. The record is from RefSeq and is a predicted model, not a curated record.